Messenger RNA from Racocetra persica, 404 nucleotides. Lineage: Eukaryota; Fungi; Glomeromycota; Glomeromycetes; Diversisporales; Gigasporaceae. The record is from the annotation of a GenBank genome assembly.
GGAUAUGGGGAUCGAAUUAUUUAGAAAACAUAUAAUGUCAUCUAAUGAUGUACGACAAAAGACUUUGAAUGGUUUACUUUCGCUGAUCAAACGUGAUAGGGAUGGCGAAGAGGUUAAUAAUCGUCUGCUGCAUUCCUUAAUACAUAUGUAUAUCGACCUUUCCGUCUAUUAUAAUCGGUUUGAAAGUCCAUUCCUACAAGAGACUCGUAAUUAUUAUUAUCAAGAAGGACAUCGACUUGUAACUGAGUACUCCGUACCAAGAUAUCUUGGACACGUCAAAUCGCGAUUAUAUAUGGAAUGGGAGCGGGUCAACAACUAUUUAGACAAAAAAACAAGGAGCCCCUUGACGAAAGUUGUUUAUGAUGAAUUGAUCAAAAGACACGUUGAUACUAUUCUGGAAAAAG